AGAUGAGAUGUGGAUGGCACUGGGAUUCUUCUUGGCUCUUCAAACUUCCCUUUGGCUGUGUGCACGAGGCGACAUCUCGUCACUUGAAGUAGUCGACCAUUCCUACGCAGAUACAAAUGCAGUCUCACUUGAGUGUGCCAUACACGCUAUGGAGUAUGAAUGGUACCGCGUCACUCCCCACCAACGUGAAUUCAUCCGCAACGGAUCGCCACUCACCAUAAGCGAAGUUUCCUACACUGAUCAAGGACUAUACAUAUGCAUUGGACGACGCGGAGGGAUAUAUGCAAAUGAGACGGUGGAACAUCAACUAUUGCUCACAUUAUCAGAGGUGUCUACUUUCAAAGCCUCGGUGCAACUCACUGGUGAGAUUUGGACUCCUGAUUUGAGCGACCCAUUGAGCGAUAGAUUCGAUGCUCUACGUCAAAGAGUAAACCGCAAGCAUCCUGUUUUGAUGACGUCAUGAAUACAUCCGGGACACUCCUUACGUUUGCUGACAGGAGAGUUGGUUCAAGCUGCGAAUCAUUGGAGGAAUGCAUCUCACAAACAAACAAAGGAGAGUUGUUAGCAAAGGCCUCUGGAUUGUGCUAUGGUGACUUCAUUAGUAGAAGUUUUUUCGUACCGUCAUUCGAACCGGACUGCCUGACGUUCUCGGACCCAGAUGUUAAUCAGCAGCUAGAAGUUUUGAAAAACAUGACAGUGACUCCGGAUAACGUUUAUCUAACGGGCCAAGCUCUUGCAUUUAUAACUGGAAAUACGUCUUCCAUUGGUAGUCAGGCAGUCAUUGUAACAGCAGAUAUUCUCGAUAGCAUCGUCAAUGUUAAUGACACUUCUUUCGAGGUGACAUCGUUAGUGGUUAACGUGGUAAACAACAUCCUCCAGGUUGAUGAUGAGAACUUCCUACUAUUGCGGGGUACCAACUCAACUUCUCGCAUCGUCCUAGCUCUCGAGAGGCAAAUCUCGUCCGUUCUCACUGAUGGCAGAAACUUCACUGAAGUCACGCGUAGUCUUGCCGUCAAGGCGUUGAGUAUCCCUCCAGAGGCUUCGUCCAGUGGUCUGGGGUUUGCAGCUCGUUCUGAGACUAAAGGAGACGAUCUGAUAGAGGAAGAUAUCUUUCUUUAUGAUCCCGACUAUGACGUCAUCAAUGAUCCACAAAUAUCUAUAGAGCUUCCAGUGGAGGCAUUGAGGAACAGUCAAACAGGAAAUCCCGUACCAGUUAGUUUCAUGCUCUACACGAACAGCAAGUUAUUUUCCUCUGAGGUUGGCCAGCUGUCUGAAAAACAUGACCAACAUAUUGGCACUUGGAUCAUCUCAGCUACCAUAGAGGGCGCCCCACUGGAACACCUCUCUGACAAUGCGUCUGUAGUCAGCCAUUUCACCAACAGAAAAAACUUGGCUGCUGAGAAAGUCUUGGGAUCUUCUUGUGUGUUCUGGGACUUCAGUAUUGGAGAAUGGUCAACGGAGGGAUGUAUACUCGUGGGCUUUGAGAAAGGAAAGACGGUUUGCAAGUGUAACCAUACGACGAAUUUCGCUGUUCUUGUGGAUAUCUACCACACGCACUCCAGUCUAGCCUUGGAUGUGGUCAGCAAAAUCGGUUGCGUCAUUUCCAUUGUUGCUCUGGCUCUAACCGUAACUACAUACCUAGCUGUAAAAUCUCUGCGAGAGAAGGUACCAAGCCGCAUACUGGUUAGCUUUGCAUGCUCCCUGCUGUGUCUUUACACAGUCUUCUUAGUUGGUAUCGAACAGACGUCUUCACGUGUAGGCUGCAUCAUCGUAGCCAUCUUGAUUCAUUACUUCACUCUAGCCUCUGUUGUUUGGAUGGGGGUAGAGGCAUUCAACCUCUACCUUAAGCUGGUUAAAGUCUUCAACGCCGAUGUCAGAAAUUUCAUGAUUAAGGCAUCUAUACUGGCAUGGGGCACGCCCUUAUGCAUUGUGGCUGUAAUUCUUGCUGUAGAUCACACAGUGUAUGGCAAUGACAAAAGUUGCUUCUUGAACGUUGGACCAGCCCUCUACUACGGAGUCCUGUUAAUCAUUGCUCUAAUGGUUCUUUUUAAUUCGAUCAUCUUUUCGCUGAUCUUCCAUAAACUCACAUGUAAGAAGAACAAUCUACACUGUUCAUCAUCUAAGCAAAAUAAGAUGAUGAGUCGUCUCCAGAAUAUGCUGGCAAUCUCCGUUCUCCUUGGUCUCACGUGGGUUUUUGGACUCCUCUCCAUCUUCGAGUCGUCUAGUUUUGUCUUUCAGAUUCUCUUCAGCAUCUUCAACUCACUGCAGGGCUUUUUCAUCUUCUUAUUGUUCGUCAUCCGACCGGUCAAGAUCCGAAAUCAUCUAAAGAAUCUGAUAACGAGGAAGAGAGAGAGGCUUCUCCGUAAGAGCAGUGCAUCUGACAGCAGAGUGAAAACAAGUGUUUCGAACAUCAGCCGGGUCAGAGAUGAGUCAAUGUUGAAAAAUUAACCACAAAGUGCUUAAAUUAUUACAGACAGGUUUGCGGUGACACCAUAUUCUCUAACUGAGUUGGGUGGUUCUAAGUCAACUUGACGUUUUGAUCAGUAUGCUCGGAUUGUCUUCUGGAGAGAG
Asterias rubens (European starfish) is the source of this 2571-nucleotide messenger RNA. Its product is annotated as adhesion G-protein coupled receptor G6-like. Gene Ontology annotation, molecular function: G protein-coupled receptor activity. NCBI's taxonomy places the organism in Eukaryota, Metazoa, Echinodermata, Asteroidea, Forcipulatida, Asteriidae. The transcript is spliced from 13 exons. The record is from RefSeq and is a predicted model, not a curated record. Gene Ontology annotation, biological process: cell surface receptor signaling pathway; G protein-coupled receptor signaling pathway. Gene Ontology annotation, cellular component: membrane. Bases 460 to 2448 code for a protein of 662 amino acids.